Penicillium digitatum Pd1 is the source of this 1785-nucleotide messenger RNA. Its product is annotated as GMC family oxidoreductase. The record is from RefSeq and is a predicted model, not a curated record. Gene Ontology annotation, molecular function: oxidoreductase activity, acting on CH-OH group of donors; flavin adenine dinucleotide binding. NCBI's taxonomy places the organism in Eukaryota, Fungi, Ascomycota, Eurotiomycetes, Eurotiales, Aspergillaceae.
AUGCGCAGCCUUAUCGGCCUUGCCCUGCUUCCACUAGCAGUUGCAGUCCCCCAUGCUUCACACAAGUCAGAGUCAGACUCGACUUACGACUACAUCAUCGUUGGAGGUGGCACCAGUGGCCUCGUUGUUGCCAACCGACUGUCCGAGCAAAAGGACACCACCGUCCUCGUGAUCGAAGCUGGCGGCUCUGUCUAUAACAACCCAAAUGUCACCGACACUCUGGGAUACGGCAAAGCCUUCGGGACCGACAUUGACUGGGCCUACGGGACGACAGCCCAAGAAUAUGCCGGUGGAUUCUCACAAAUCGUGCGUGCCGGAAAGGCACUCGGAGGAACAUCGACCAUCAACGGCAUGGCCUACCUCCGUGCCCAGGCAGCCCAGAUUGAUGCCUGGGAGACCAUCGGCAACAAGGGCUGGAACUGGAAGACUCUUCUCCCUUACUUCAAAAAGAGUGAGCAGUUGCAAGAUCCGACAAAGUACCCAUUCUUGGAUGGAUCAGGUGUUGCCUUUGAUCCUGCCUACCACGGCUUCACUGGGCCCCUGAAGGUUGGCUGGUCUUCAGUCCAGUUGAACGAUGGUCUCGCUCAGACGUUGAACGCCACCUACCAGAACCUCGACGUCCCUGUUCCCUACAACCGGGACGCCAAUACCGGUGACAUGGUUGGAUACAGUCUGUAUCCCAAGACAGUCAACUCCGAUCUCAACAUCCGUGAAGAUGCUGCUCGUGCCUACUAUUACCCUUACCAGAACAGAACCAACCUCCAUGUCUGGCUCAACACACACGCCAACAAGCUUACCUGGAAGGAGGGUCACGAGGCCACCGCAGAUGGUGUCGAGGUCACUCUUUCCAGCGGCAAGAAAACCGUGGUGAAGGCUACCCGCGAAGUGAUUCUCGCUGCUGGUGCAUUGAGAUCUCCCGUCCUGCUCGAGCUCUCUGGUGUCGGAAACCCAGACAUUCUUUCCAAGCACGGAAUCGAAACCAAGAUUAACCUGCCAACUGUCGGUGAAAACUUGCAGGAUCAAAUGAACAACGGUCUCAAGUUCGAGUCAAAGAAGACCUACGGCACCAACAAGAGUGCUAGCUACGUCGCCUACCCCUCAGCUAACCAGCUCUUCCCCAACUCCACUGCACUGGGAGCCGAGCUUCUUCGCAAGCUUCCCGCUUAUGCAGCUCAGGUUGCAUCCGCCAACGGCAACAACACCAAUGCCCGCGACAUCUACCGCUUUUUCAAGAUCCAGUGGGAUCUGAUCUUCAAGGAUGAAAUCCCUGUCGCAGAGAUCCUGCUCUCGGCCUCUGGAGCCUCAUACAGCAGUGAAUACUGGGGUUCUGUUCCGUUCUCUCGCGGUAGCAUUCACAUUUCUUCCGCAGACCCCACGGCGCCGGCUAUCAUUGACCCCAAGUACUUCAUGCUGGACUUUGAUCUCCACGCUCAGGCGCAGGCGGCUCGGUUCAUUCGUGAGAUCUUCCAGACUAAGCCGUUUGCUGAUAUGACUGGCGCUGAAACCACCCCCGGUCUUUCGACUAUUGCUGCUGGUGCUGAUGACGAGGCCUGGUCUAAGUUCAUUUACAGCAAGUACCGAUCAAACUACCACCCGAUUACUACAGCUGGCAUGCUGCCUAAGGAGCUUGGUGGUGUUGUCGAUACAUCGCUGAAGGUUUAUGGAACCUCGAACGUUCGUGUUGUGGACGCUUCGGUUAUGCCGUUCCAGGUCUGCGGUCACCUUCAGAGCACUGUGUAUGCGGUUGCUGAGCGUGCGGCCGAUAUUAUCAAGGGACAGUUGUAA